This is a messenger RNA of Aspergillus sclerotioniger CBS 115572, 1296 nucleotides long. Its product is annotated as PQ-loop repeat-containing protein. The record is from RefSeq and is a predicted model, not a curated record. The transcript has a single exon. NCBI's taxonomy places the organism in Eukaryota, Fungi, Ascomycota, Eurotiomycetes, Eurotiales, Aspergillaceae. The coding region runs from base 1 to 1296 and encodes 431 amino acids.
AUGCCUCCUCCGAUAUUACAUCACAUUCAAGCGGUACUCCCGCAGCACUGUGAACCGACAUCGCCCUUCCUCGCGGCCGUGUCCUCAUACCUCCACAUCUGUCUCCCUACCCCGUUAGCCUUUAUAUCCUCCGUGUUGGGCACACUCAGUAUCGUGUCAUGGCUAUUCGCUCAGCUACCACAAAUAUACAAGAACUACCAAAUACAGUCGACAGCCGGCUUGUCACUGUUCUUCCUCGUGGAGUGGUGUCUGGGUGACACUAGCAACCUUAUCGGGGCUCUGCUCACCCGACAAGCCGGCUGGCAGGUCAUCGUGGCUGGCUAUUACGUAUGUGUUGACGUGACUCUGGUCUUCCAGUACUUCUGGUACACACACUACAAGGGACGGUACGAUGGCUACGGUGCCCUCUCUCACACGGACUAUGACCAAACACCGGCCAGUGUCUUGGAAGGCGUCUCCUUCUCCGAGAACGACUCUUUCAGUCAUGCCCCACGUUCUACAGAGACUCCUACUCCGUCAAAUCCCAAGGAUAUGAAGGACAUCAAGGACCCUGCCGUGACCACCUUGAACGGACAAUCCCCAUCCUACUCCAAUGAGAAACUGAGCUCCUCAAAGCGCUCAAUCACUCGUUCCGGCAGUGGCCUCAGCCUUCCAAUGGGAUCCCCACGCACGCUCUUACUGGCAUCUAUGCUCUGCGCCGUCGUGGCCAAUGCCACCCCGACAGAGCAGCAAACGGCCUCUGAAUCCUCACAGCACACCCUCGAAAUCCUCGGCCGGAUCAUCUCCUGGAUGUCGACAUUCCUCUACCUCGGCUCCCGGCCACCCCAAUUAUACAAGAACUACUGCCGGAAGAGCACCUCAGGCCUCUCCCCCUUGCUCUUCAUGGCUGCCUUCUGCGGAAACCUCUUUUACUCCGCCUCCCUGCUUACCAACCCCAACGCCUGGUACGACUUUCCUCCCUACGGAGGCGGUGGCUGGGCCGACGCAGGCGGCAACAACCGCACUGAAUGGGUCGCCCUGGCUACUCCUUUCUUCCUAGGAGCCUUUGGUGUGCUAGCCUUUGACGGAAUGAUGGGCGUGCAGUUUCUCAUGUACGGAUCCCGGGACGAUGAGUCCAUCAUGCAAGUCGAGGACCCCAAAGACGGACGUGGUCAUUGGACCCGCGUUCGGGGCUGGAUGAGGGGCUGGAUCCCUUCUGUGUCCCCCGAGCGAGGAUUCCCCUCCGACGCCACUGACCCUGCACAGGAAAACCAAUCUCUCCUGCAGAACGAGCGUGGGAGAUACGGUACAGUUUGA